This is a messenger RNA of Dovyalis caffra, 2418 nucleotides long. NCBI's taxonomy places the organism in Eukaryota, Viridiplantae, Streptophyta, Magnoliopsida, Malpighiales, Salicaceae. The record is from the annotation of a GenBank genome assembly.
AUGUCACUCAGAUUCUCAUCAAUUGUUGCUCUUUGUUGCUCUUACUUUCUUUUCUUCAACGCUGUUACAGCUUCCAACAUCACACAGAUCCUAAGCCAGUACCCUGAUUUCAGCACCUUUAAUGACUAUUUGACACAAACUCAACUGGCAGGUGAAAUUAACAGCCGCCAAACGAUCACGGUCCUAGUGGUGGAAAAUGGGAACAUUUCCCCUCUUUCUGGAAAACCGAAGGAUGAGAUCAAGAAUAUUUUGAGUGUGCAUGUAAUACUAGAUUACUUUGAUGUUGCAAAGCUGCAGAAAUUACAAAAUAAAACUGCAAUACUCACUACACUUUUCCAGUCUAGUGGGCUGGCCAGAGGCCAACAGGGGUUCUUGAAUGUCACGAUUUUGGGCACUAAUUCAGUUGCCUUCGGGUCAGCAGUUCCAGGAUCGAUCCUUAAUUCAAAUUUGGUUAAAUCUAUUGCCUCCCAACCCUAUAAUAUUUCAGUCUUGCAGGUUAGCAAUGUUAUUGUCCCUUCAGGUACUGGCAAUAAUACUAAUACCAAUUCAACCGCCUCGCCCCCAACACCAUCUGCACCUGUUCCUGCAGGCCCACCACCAGCAUCAAGUCCCCAGAAGCCACCACCCAGUAAUGCACCUGCACCAUCCACCGCAAAUCCUCCUCCCAGUAAGGCACCUGCCCCAUCAAUGGCAAAGCCUCCGGCAACCGGGACUGCACCAACAGCUACUCCACCUGCCGUGUCUGACUCACCUGUGGGAGGACCUCCACCAACAACUGCAGAUGGCCCUGCUGCAGAUUCUCCAACUUUAUCUCCUCCAGCAAUGGAUGGUCCAGUAGCAGCAACUCCUGUUGCUGAUGGCCCUUCCGCGGACGCUCCUUCAGAUGAGAAAUCUGAUGCAUCUGUCAUUAAUGCUGGAAAUAACGUUGCUUUAUUCGCACUGAUCCUCCCCUUGGCACUCCAAACACCUUCGAUCAAACCACAAAACCAACAAUUUGAGCAUUUGACGGCAUUUCCAAUGGGGUUAAUCAUCUGGUUUUUGCUCUCGUUCUUUCUAUACCAACAGCCAUUGGCUUUGGAAAGUGCUCAUGAACUGAGUCUUCAGUUUCUGACUCACGAGCUGUUAGCAUCAGCAAGAGAACCAGACUUCUUUGAAUGGGUUAGAGGAAUCAGGAGAAGAAUUCAUGAGCAUCCGGAGAUAGGAUUUGAAGAGUACAGAACAAGCGAGAUAAUAAGGUCUGAGCUUGACUUGCUUGGAAUUGACUACAAAUGGCCUGUUGCCAAGACCGGAGUGGUAGCUACCAUUGGUUCUGGUCAAAAGCCAGUUUUUGGUCUCAGAGCUGACAUGGAUGCCCUUCCUAUUCAGGUCCUCACUCUUUCCCUCUUUUGUCUAAUAGCUGUUAAUAAAUUCGAAUACCUUGAACUUCACAUCUUCGGUCCAAAGGAAGAAGUAGAGUGGGAGCACAAGAGCAAGAUUGAUGGGAAGAUGCAUGCCUGCGGUCAUGAUUCUCAUGUAGCAAUGCUGCUUGGAGCAGCCAAGUUACUUCAAGCCAAAAGAGACGCACUGAAGGGAACUGUGAAGCUUGUUUUCCAGCCUGGAGAAGAAGGAUACUGUGGUGCUUACCAUAUGUUACAAGAUGGUUGUCUUGAUGACAUUGAUGCCAUCUUGAGCAUACAUGUUAUUCCCUCAGUAGCAACCGGCGGCAUUGCUUCAAGACCGGGUCCAUUGCUUGCUGGUGUGGGGCUUUUUGAAGCUAAAAUCCAAGGAAAAGGUGCCCACGCUUCAUCCCCACAUUUGGCUAGGGAUCCAAUUCUUGUGGCUUCAUCCACAGUCGUCGCCCUCCAACAGAUUGUAUCUCGAGAGACAGAUCCUCUUGAAGCUGCGGUGGUGACAGUCGGGUACAUAGAGGGAGGCAAAGCUGGAAACGUUAUUCCGGAAUCCGUGAAAUUUGGUGGAACCUUUAGGAGUUUGAGCAACGAAGGUGUCUCCUACCUACAAAAAAGAAUUAAAGAGAUUAUAGAGACCCUCGCAGCAGUCCAUCAAUGCAACGCUACAGUGAACUUUAUGGAGGACAGGCAUCUGCCGCAUCCUGUGAUGAUUAAUGAUGAAGCACUGUAUAAGCAUGCAAAGAAGGUUGGAGAGGCCUUAGUUGGAGAACCCAAUGUUCAGCUAUUCCCGAUAACCAUGGGAGGGGAGGAUUUCAGCUUCUUCUCCCAAAGGAUGCCUGCUGCAAUAUUUGUAAUCGGGACAAUGAACGAGACUCUGAAAUCGAAUCAGCCACUUCACUCGCCUUACUUCUUCAUUGACGAGGAAGGUCUUCCAAUAGGCACAGCUCUUAAUGCUGCUGUUGCGAUCUCAUACUUGGAUACACAUGCUGUGAAGACUUGUGAGGAACCUCCUUCAGCUUUCCCUUUCUGA